Messenger RNA from Pteronotus mesoamericanus, 2493 nucleotides. RefSeq names its product sorting nexin 10 (gene SNX10). Gene Ontology annotation, molecular function: phosphatidylinositol phosphate binding. Gene Ontology annotation, cellular component: endosome. The coding region runs from base 213 to 809 and encodes 198 amino acids. The record is from RefSeq and is a predicted model, not a curated record. The transcript has 7 exons. Gene Ontology annotation, biological process: vesicle organization; cilium assembly; intracellular protein transport. Lineage: Eukaryota; Metazoa; Chordata; Mammalia; Chiroptera; Mormoopidae.
ACGUGCGCGGGGAGCGCGGGGCUGCUCUCGGGUGCGCUCCUGGGCGCUCGCCACCGCCGCUGCUGCGCCUUUGAGUCAGCAAACUCCGCUGCCCGCGGGCCCUCCCCUGCUUGACUGCCUGGAGCUGCUGCGCAUUGAUCUUGUCCUGUGCUGAAGAUGUUUCCAGAACAGCAGAAAGAGCCCUACUGCCAUCCUGAAAUACAGCUCUGUUUAUGAUGCCCUUACAGGAAUUCGUAAGUGUCUGGGUUCGAGACCCUAGGAUUCAGAAGGAGGACUUCUGGCACUCUUAUAUCGACUAUGAGAUAUGUAUUCAUACCAAUAGCAUGUGUUUUACAAUGAAAACGUCUUGCGUACGAAGAAGAUACAGAGAAUUUGUGUGGCUGAGGCAGCGACUCCAAAGUAAUGCACUGUUGGUGCAACUGCCAGAACUUCCAUCUAAAAACCUGUUUUUCAACAUGAACAAUCGCCAGCACGUGGAUCAACGUCGUCAGGGUUUGGAAGAUUUCCUCCGAAAGGUCCUACACAAUGCACUUCUGCUUUCAGACAGCAGACUUCACCUCUUCUUGCAAAGCCAUCUGAAUUCAGAAGACAUCGAGGCGUGCGUUUCUGGGCAGACUAAAUACUCUGUAGAGGAAGCGAUUCACAAGUUUGCCUUGAUGAACAGACGUUUCCCUGCCGAAGAUGAAGAAGGAAAAAAAGAACACGAUAUAGAUUAUGAUUCAGAAAGUUCAUCCUCCGGGUUUGGACACAGUAGCGAUGACAGGAGUUCACGUGGGUGUAAAAUGAGCGCAGCUCCGCAGGAAUCCUGAAAAAGAAUUCUAAUGUGACCAUCUUAGGAAUAGCAAAUUAUGUCCAGUCAUAGAGAAGAAAGCUCGCUGAUGAUAUAUUCUUACCUAAAGCUCACUGUCAUGAUAUAAGGUAUUUAAAUUCUUCAAGACGUUGGGUUGUUUAUUAGUGCUGUUUUUAUGUUGUCUUAUUUUGGCUAAGCUUCCGUAAAAAGCUAAAAGCCUGCGAUCGCAACACUCUCUUUUAGAGGCAAACAUUAUCGGUAAAACGAGAUCCUGCCCUCAAAUGAAAUGAGUUAUACAUUAAAAAAAAAAAACAACAACACAAAACCUAGUUGGUUUUAUUGACUUUGAAAAGAUAGGUAACUAGAUAGCAUUUAAAACCCAGACAGAGGAUUCCUUCUUGUAUCAAUGGGGCAGUGUUACCGUAAACACAGCUUAGCCACUAUGAAGACGGACAGCCCGGAUCAGACCGCCUCAUUCAGACAUGUGGCUAAUAUUUGGGGGACACCUCCCCCGCACUGGGAAGACACUUUGCUUUUGGGUGUUUGGUCGAAAUACUUUAAGAGCAUUUAACCUUUCCAGUAUUCUAUUUCACACUUAGAUGGGAAAGGAGUUUUAGGAAUAAAAACAUGUUAAAAUAAUGUUUACAUUUUAGACAAAACAGAAAUAGCGCUAGUAAUUUUGCUUAUCUUUGCAAUAUGUAGAUUCAGAAAUACAGUUUCAUUGUCCAAAGUCAGCUUUAACAUACAGUUCCUGGAAACAAAUAAUUUGUUUUCAUUAUCAUUGUGUAAUUAGAAUUACAGGUUAAAGAUUUGAUUUCUGAUGAAAUGUGCAAUUUCUUAUCACUAGAUAACUUUGUCAGUGGUGGUUACUUGUUACUUAUCUUUAAAUUAGAAGUAGUAUCUUAUACAAAUUAAUAUAUUUAAUUUUACCAAUAAGUAUUACCAUAAUUUAGAAAAGGAUAUCAACUUCUCAAUUUCAGAAAUAAUUAUUCAUUUUUUAAAAGCCUUUUCUUUUUAGGUAUCUGCCAGAGAAUUGGUAUAAUUUAGUAAAAAAUUUUUUUCCAUGGACCAAAGUGAAAAUGUCUUAAGUGAUAUUGAAUUUCAAAUUUCGGAUGAAGCAACUUUUUCUUGAGAUAAUUAUCCAAGUUUCUUCCCCGUUGAAUGGUGCCAAAUGUCUCCGAAACUCACAGGAGUAUAAUUUUACGUAACUGGGGUAACUUGUUGCUAUAAUGAAAUGUUACUCCACCUCAUUUUAUUUAGGAGUUUAAAAGUUAUGGUAUCAUUAAAAAGUCUUUGAGAUGUCUGUAACUAAGAAGAAAUAGAAAAAAAUUAAAUUAGAAUAAGAAUGAUUUCUGUAAUUUGUCACUUUUGGUUCUUAUUUUGGUCUAAAACAUUACUGAACUGUUGUAAAUAUUCUGAUUUAAUGUAUUGAAUGUUGUUACUUUGUCAUCUAUCACUCAUUAUUUUAAUACAGAAAAAAAGGUUAGCAAAUUCUUUUUAUUUUGCCAAAAUGUAAAGUUUACUGUCCUGUCAUUUAGGAACGAUUCCCAGCUCUUUGGAGAUAUGUAUUUGAAUUCAUGUUAUUUCUGUUUUUUAGCAGUUUUGAAAAGCAUGUAAUAUAUGCCACCAAUUGUCAUAUUACUUUUAGAUGCUGUAACAGUCAUCAAAAUGGAUAUAAAGUAAUGCCUAAUACUGUGGUGUUG